Molecule: messenger RNA, 4582 nt
Organism: Canis lupus familiaris (dog)
Lineage: Eukaryota; Metazoa; Chordata; Mammalia; Carnivora; Canidae
Gene: RNF123
Product: ring finger protein 123
Exons: 37
Coding region: 181-4242 (1353 amino acids)
Cellular component (GO): cytoplasm
Molecular function (GO): ubiquitin-protein transferase activity; protein binding
Source: RefSeq, a predicted model, not a curated record
AAAUGUUCCCUGACCCAGCGUUAAAGCAGCCUGCCCCUUUUGCUGACUUAUCACCGCCAGCUGUAAGCAGGUCAGCCCACGCCCCUGGCAGCAGAGCCCAGAGAGGCUCCUCUUGCCGAGCCACAGGUGCCAUCCCAGGAAAGCCCCCCAGGACCACUGGCUGCCCACAAGAGAUGAAGGAUGGCAUCCAAGGGGUCCGGCAUGUCUUUCUCCCGUAAGAGCUACAGGCUGACAUCAGACACUGAGAAGUCCAGGGUCACAGGCAUUGUGCACGAGAAACUACUGAAUGACUACCUGCACCGCAUCUUUUCCUCUCCUGAGCAUGCGCCCACUGCAGCCACCAGCAGGAAACCCCUGAACUUCCAGAACCUGCCAGAGCAUCUGGACCAGCUGUUACAUGUAGAGGAUGAGGAUGAGGAGAGCCAGGGACAGGUUGAAGGCCGGCUUGGCCCAUCCACUGUGGUCCUGGACCAUACGGGUGGCUUCGAAGGGCUUCUUCUGGUGGACGAUGACCUCCUGGGGGUGAUCGGGCACAGCAACUUUGGUACUAUCCGCUCUACCACAUGCGUGUACAAAGGGAAAUGGGUCUACGAGGUGCUCAUCUCCUCUCAGGGGCUCAUGCAGAUUGGCUGGUGCACUAUCAACUGCCGCUUCAAUCAGGAGGAGGGAGUUGGAGAUACACACAAUUCCUAUGCCUAUGAUGGCAACCGGGUGCGCAAGUGGAAUGUGACCACGACAAAUUAUGGCAAGGCGUGGGCAGCGGGGGACAUCGUGAGCUGCCUCAUUGACCUGGACGAUGGCACUCUGUCCUUCUGCCUGAAUGGCGUGUCACUGGGCACCGCUUUUGAGAACUUGUCCAGGGGCCUGGGCAUGGCCUACUUCCCAGCCAUCAGCCUCUCCUUCAAGGAGUCUGUGGCCUUCAACUUUGGUAGCCGUCCCUUGCGCUACCCAGUGGCAGGCUACCGGCCCCUGCAGGACCCGCCCCGCGCUGACCUAGUACGGGCACAGAAGUUGCUAGGCUGCUUCCAGGCAGUGCUCAGCGUGGAGCUGGACUCUGUGGAAGGCCGGCUGGUGGAGAAGAAUAGCUCUGAGUGGCAGUUGCAAGGCCAGCCCACUGUCCUCCUCACACUGGCCCACAUCUUCCAUCGCUUCGCACCGCUUCUGCGCAAGGUGUACCUGGUAGAAGCCGUGCUCAUGAGUUUCCUGCGGGGCGUCAUGGAAGCAGGCACCCCUGUGCAGGCUCAGUCCGUGGUGCGUCAGGUCCUCGACCUUCUGUGGCUCUUCAUGGAGGACCAUGAAGUGCAGGACUGCCUCAAGCACUUGAUGAUGUCCCUGCUGCGGCUUUACCGAUUCUCUCCCAUCGUCCCAGACCUGGGCCUGCAGAUCCACUACCUGCGGCUCACCAUCGCCAUCCUGAGGCAUGAGAAGUCCCGCAAAUUUCUGCUUAGCAACGUCCUCUUCGACGUGCUUCGGUCUGUGGUCUUCUUCUAUAUCAAGAGCCCCCUGCGAGUGGAGGAGGCUGGCCUCCAGGAGCUCAUCCCCACCACCUGGUGGCCCCACCGCUCCAGCAGGGAGGGCAAAGACAGUAAGGAUGUGAAGGAUGAGACCGCCGAGGAGCGUGUUCGGAGGCGUGCCUAUGAACGGGGUUGCCAGAGGCUCAAGAAGCGCAUUGAAGUGGUGGAAGAACUGCAGGUCCAGAUCCUGAAGCUGCUGCUGAACAAUAAAGAUGAUAACGGGGGUGAAGCUUCUAGAUACAUCUUCCUGACCAAGUUCCGCAAGUUUCUACAGGAGAAUGCCAGUGGCCGGGGGAACAUGCCUAUGCUCUGCCCCCCUGAGUACAUGGUCUGCUUCUUGCACCGGCUGAUCUCUGCCCUGCGCCACUAUUGGGAUGAAUACAAGGCCUCAAAUCCUCGUGCCUCCUUCAGUGAGGAGGCCUACAUCCCACCCCAGGUCUUCUAUAAUGGCAAGGUAGACUACUUCGACCUUCAGCGCCUGGGAGGCCUCCUCUCACACCUUCGGAAGACCCUCAAAGAUGACCUUGCCUCCAAGGCCAACAUCCUGAUCGACCCGCUGGAGCUCCAAGCUGCCACCAUGGAUGACCUGGACGAGGAUGAGGAGCCAGCCCCGGCUGCGGCCCAGCGCCCCACGCAGGCUCUGGCCAUGGGGGGCGUGCUGCCCCUGCCCCGGCCCAGCUGGCUCAGUUCUCCAACCCUGGGCCGAGCUAACCGCUUCCUCAGCACAGCGGCCGUGAGCCUGAUGACCCCACGGCGGCCUCUGAGCACCUCGGAGAAAGUGAAGGUCCGCACGCUGAGCGCCGAACAGAGGACUCGUGAGGACAUUGAGGGCAGCCACUGGAACGAGGGCCUGCUGCUGGGGCGGCCUCCCGAGGAGCCAGAGCAGCCCCUCACCGAGAAUUCCCUGCUGGAAGUCCUGGAUGGCGCCGUCAUGAUGUAUAAUCUCAGCGUUCACCAGCAGCUGGGCAAGAUGGUGGGUGUGUCUGAUGAUGUCAAUGAGUAUGCCAUGGCUCUAAGGGACACAGAGGACAAGCUGCGCCGGUGCCCUAAGCGGAGGAAGGACAUCCUUGCAGAGUUGACCAAGAGUCAGAAGGUUUUCUCCGAAAAGCUGGACCACCUGAGUCGCCGGCUUGCCUGGGUCCAUGCUACUGUCUACUCCCAGGAGAAGAUGCUAGACAUAUACUGGCUGCUGCGCGUCUGCCUGCGGACCAUCGAGCAUGGGGACCGCACGGGUUCUCUCUUUGCUUUCAUGCCUGAGUUCUACUUGAGUGUGGCCAUCAACAGCUACAGCGCUCUCAAGAAUUACUUUGGCCCCGUGCACAGCAUGGAGGAGCUCCCAGGCUACGAAGAGACCCUGACCCGCCUGGCUGCCAUCCUUGCCAAACACUUUGCGGACACACGCAUUGUGGGCACUGACAUCCGUGACUCACUGAUGCAGGCCCUGGCCAGCUACGUGUGCUACCCACACUCCCUGCGAGCCGUGGAGCGGAUCCCUGAGGAGCAGCGUGUGGCCAUGGUGAGGAGCCUCCUGGCUCCCUAUGAGCAGCGGCCCUGGGCCCAGACCAACUGGAUCCUGGUGCGGCUCUGGAGGGGCUGUGGGUUCGGGUACCGCUACACACGGCUGCCACACCUGCUGAAAACCAAACCUGAGGAUGCCAACUUGCCCAGCCUCCAGAGUGAGUGGCCAGAGCCCUGCCCCUCCACCCUGCUUCAGCAGCACAUGGCAGACCUGCUGCGGGAGGGUCCCGACGUGGCACCCAGCUUCCUCAACAGUGUCCUCAACCAGCUCAACUGGGCCUUCUCGGAGUUCAUUGGCAUGAUCCAGGAGAUCCAACAGGCUGCUGAGCGCCUAGAGCGGAACUUUGUGGAUAGUCGGCAGCUCAAGGUGUGUGCCACCUGCUUUGACCUCUCAGUCAGCCUGCUGCGUGUCCUGGAGAUGACCAUCACGCUGGUGCCUGAGAUCUUCCUUGACUGGUCCCGGCCUACCUCUGAGAUGCUGCUGCGGCGUCUUGCACAGCUGCUGAACCAGGUGCUGAACCGGGUGACGGCUGAGAGGAACCUGUUUGACCGUGUGGUCACCCUGCGACUGCCUGGCCUGGAGAGCGUGGACCACUACCCCAUUCUUGUGGCUGUGACGGGCAUCCUGGUGCGGCUUCUGGUGCAUGGUCCAGCCUCAGGGACAGAGAGAGCCACAUCAGUGCUCCUUGCUGAUCCCUGCUUCCAGCUCCGCUCUAUAUGUUAUCUCCUGGGGCAGUCAGAGCCCCCUGCCCCUGGCACUGCCCUUCCUGCCCCUGACCGGAAGCGCUUCUCCCUGCAGAGCUGUGAGUGGACCAGGGAUGGAUCAGGGAUUUGGGACUGGGAUAGAUCAGGAGUCUCAAGAAGAGCAAAUUCUCAAAUUGUGGUACUUAAGAGGCACUGGGUUCUAGGUGGGUCUGACACCUGCUACCCACCCCCACUCCAGACACAGAUUACAUCAGCCUUGAGGAGUUGGCCCAGGUGGAACAGAUGCUGGCACACCUCACCUCUGCAUCUGCCCAGGCAGCAGCAGCCUCCCUGCCCACCAGCGAGGAGGACCUCUGCCCCAUCUGCUAUGCUCACCCCAUUUCUGCUGUGUUCCAGCCCUGUGGCCAUAAGUCCUGCAAGUAAGUGGGCCCCAUGGGUGCAGCGGGCUAGGGAAGUGGCAUGGAUACACAGACCCUCCUCCUCCUCCUGCCCUCCCCUGUUGUAGAGCCUGCAUCAACCAGCACCUGAUGAACAACAAGGAUUGCUUCUUCUGCAAAGCCACCAUCGUGUCUGUAGAGGACUGGGACAAGGCAGCUGGUGCAAGUACCACUUCCUCAGCUGCCUAGCCCACAUGGCAGCAGCCUCCACCCCUGAACUCAGACCCAGGUUGGGCCCUAUUUAUGAGCUCCUCUUGCCCUGUUCCCCGUGGACCCUCCCCCCCGCCCCCGCCAUAUCCACCCUCCCUGAGUGUAACCUCAUUGGUGGGAGCCCAGCCAUGUCCUCAUCGUGCCUGAGCUUGACUUUCAGCCAGGGCCACAGUGAGCAUUAAAUUAUUAUUCCAUACA